Molecule: messenger RNA, 1116 nt
Organism: Linum trigynum
Lineage: Eukaryota; Viridiplantae; Streptophyta; Magnoliopsida; Malpighiales; Linaceae
Source: the annotation of a GenBank genome assembly
AUGACUAAAUUAGUAAAUUACACUCUUAACAAUUCUAGAACAUUAGUACCAAAAGUUCUAAAAUUCAACUACGGACCAUCACAUUGUUCCAAAAUAAAAGUAAUACCACACGAAUCUAAACAUGAAACAAGAGUUGAAGCAAUAGAGCUUGGUGUUGUUGAUAAGGUUCCACUAUCUAGAUUUGAAUUACUCAUCUGGAAAAAAAACACCAAAUCACACAAAUGAAGUGGACCGAUUCUCGACCAAACAAAUGCAAAUUAAAAUGCCAAAAAACCAACUCCCUGCCUCCUGUUAAAAUGCAAACCGUGAUUCUCUACCAAUGCAAUUAAAAUGUUAAGAAAUCAGCUCCCUGCCUCUUGUUAAAAUCAGCUAACAACAUCAUUUCUUAAAGAUUCCGAGUUUCCAAAUGUUUAUGUUGAAACAAGAACCCACACGAAAGUUAAAAGAAGGAAUCAACAAUUCAAUAUCUUACCUCGCCGUGGUCGAGCAGGGCAGUGACCGGUGGAGAUUAUGCGGAGAUGAGACGGUCGCAGCAGGAGCAGGAAGAUGGGGAGGAGCUGCUACGGGAUAGCGAUGGCGAAGAUGGCGAGCGGGGCGAGGAGCGGCUACAGCAUACGAGGACCGCGGAUGACGACGAUGGCCAGCGGGGGCAAGGAGUCUGCUAUAGACGCGAGAUGACGAGAGGAAGCGAUGGCGAUGACGACGCCGAGACGGGAGAUAACGACCCCGACUGGGAAGCGAUGCCGAAGGGAGAGGCGCAGCCGGGAACGUCGACUGGGAAGCGAUGGCAAUGACGAUGUCGCCGCUAUUCUCUCUAUUUGCGAAGAAGACGGAAGGGGAUGAAUUGAAAUCAGUCGCUAUGGUUUUCUUUCUUUGCAGCCCAACCCGACAAUUUGCGUUUUUGCUUUUGUUUGUUUUUUUAUUAAAUCAAAACGGCUGGAAGUGGUGAAAACCGAGCGGACGGCUCAACUGGUUAACCGCUCCGGCCGGCAUCCAGCCGUUUCAAAAAGCCGUUCCGGCUAAAUAGCUGAUCUGAGCCGGUUUUGCGACCGGGUGACGGUUUUAUUGGUCCGGCCGACCGAUUCGGAUCAGCUUUAAUAACACUGGUAAAAACCU